GCCCACUGCGCACGCGCGUCGCACCAGGCGGCUCAGACACGGCGAGUAGAGCGUCGAGCGGGACGGGUGGGCGGUGCAGAGUUCCGAGCUGCCCGUUGCCUAACGGUCCGCUUCCAAGGUGGUCCCGGUGCGGGGAGCGACUCUACGGGAACUGGAGAAACGCUUGGCCUGCUCCCGACCUGCUCAGCCAGGAGAUGCUGGAGUUUCUGAAGCGCCCCGUCGUGGUGACCGCUGAGGUCAACCUGAGCGUCGUGGCCCUGGCCGCAGCAGGGCUCCUGAGCCGGCUGUGGCAGCUCGCCUACCCGCGGGCCGUGGUUUUUGACGAAGUGUAUUACGGGCAGUACAUCUCUUUCUACAUGAAACGCGUCUUCUUCCUGGAUGACAGCGGACCACCGUUUGGCCAUAUGCUGCUGGCGCUGGGAGGUUACAUGGGAGGAUUUGAUGGAAACUUUAUGUGGAACAGAAUUGGCGCAGAAUACAGCCCCAACGUGCCCGUGUGGUCCUUGCGCCUGCUGCCCGCACUCGCCGGGGCCCUGUCGGUCCCCCUGGCCUACCAGAUCGUGGCCGAGCUCCACUUCUCGCACUGCGCCGCCAUGGGAGCCGCUCUGCUGAUGCUCAUCGAGAACGCCCUGAUCACCCAGUCCCGGCUCAUGCUUUUGGAAUCGCUUUUAAUAUUUUUUAACCUGUUGGCCGUGUUGUCCUACCUGAAGUUCUCCAACUCCCAGAAACACAGCCCGUUCUCUCCGGCGUGGUGGUUUUGGCUGACACUGACUGGCGUGGCGUGUUCGUGUGCCGUGGGCGUCAAGUACAUGGGUGUUUUCACGUACCUGCUGGUGCUGGCCGUCGCAGCCGUGCACGCCUGGCAGCUGAUUGGCGACAAGGCUCUGUCCCAUGUCUGUGUGUUCUGUCACCUGCUCGCCCGCGCCGUGGCCUUGCUGGUCCUCCCGGUGGUCCUGUACUUGCUGUUCUUCUACGUCCACUUGCUGCUGCUCUACCGCUCCGGGCCCCACGACCAGAUCAUGUCCAGUGCCUUCCAGGCCAGCUUGGAGGGAGGACUUGCGCGCAUCACCCAGGGCCAGCCGCUGGAGGUGGCCUUCGGGUCCCAGGUCACCCUGAGGAGCGUCUCCGGCAAACCCUUGCCCUGCUGGCUUCACUCUCACCAGAACACCUACCCCAUGAUCUACGAGAACGGCCGAGGCAGCUCCCACCAGCAGCAGGUGACCUGCUACCCCUUCAAAGACGUCAACAACUGGUGGAUCGUGAAGGACCCCGGGAGGCACCAGCUGGUGGUGAGCAGCCCCCCGAGACCCGUGCGCCACGGAGACCUCGUGCAGCUGGUCCACGGCAUGACCACCCGCUUCCUUAACACGCACGACGUGGCGGCCCCGCUGAGCCCCCACGCCCAGGAGGUGUCCUGCUACAUCGACUACAACAUCUCCAUGCCCUCCCAGAACCUCUGGAGGCUGGACAUCGUGAACAGGAACUCUGACACGGAGAUCUGGAAGACCAUCUUGUCGGAGGUCCGCUUCGUGCACCUGAACACGUCUGCCGUCUUAAAGCUGAGCGGGGCGCACCUCCCGGACUGGGGGUUCCGGCAGCUGGAGGUGGUCGGGGAGAGAGUGUCCCGGGGCGAGAGCACGGUGUGGAACGUGGAGGAGCACCGCUAUGGCCGGAGCCAGGAGCAGAGGGAGAGGGAGGUGGAGCUGCACUCCCCGACUCAGGUCGACAUCAGCCGGAACCUCAGCUUCAUGGCCAGAUUCUCGGAGCUGCAGUGGAGGAUGCUGACGCUGAGAAGUGACGACUCGCAACAUAAGUACAGCUCCUCCCUCCUGGACUGGGUCACCCUGGACACCAACAUCGCCUACUGGGUGAACCCCCGCACCAGUGCCCAGAUCCACCUGCUGGGGAACGUCGUGGUCUGGACGUCGGCCGGGCUCGCCACCCUGCUCUACGCCCUGCUCUUCCUCUGGUACCUGCUGCGGCGGCGGCGGAACAUCCGCGACCUCCCCGAGGACGUGUGGCUGCGCUGGCUGCUGGCCGGGGCUCUGUGCGUCGGGGGCUGGGCCGUCAACUACCUGCCCUUCUUCCUGACCGAGAAGACGCUCUUCCUCUACCACUACCUGCCCGCGCUCAGCUUCCAGCUCCUCCUGACCCCGGUGGUCCUGCAGCACGUGCGGGACCACCUGUGCAGGUCCCCACUGCACAGGAGCCUGUUCAGCGCCCUGGUCGUGGCCUGGUUUUCGUCCGCAUGCCACGUGUCCAGCACACUGCGCCCACUGACCUAUGGAGACCGGUCGCUCUCCCCAGGUGAACUCCAGGCCCUCCGCUGGAAAGACAGCUGGGACAUCCUGAUCCGGAAACACUAGCAAAGCGAGGUGGUGGCAAAGAGCCGGUGUGCUGGGUGGGGACGAGCAAGGAUGGGCUCACCUGGAGCGUUGAGCACUCGGCCUGCCCGGGCUGGCAGCCUGCGCGGCCCUGCUUCCUCCUGCAGUCGGCAGGGCACCCUCAGCCAAGUUCACUCCAUGAAGAACCGGGCCCGCCACAGCCUCUGACGCUGGCGGCCAAGGACCGCCCCAGGCAGCAGGAAGGAGGGGACCCGGUCGGCCGGAGCCGCCUCGUGAACCCGCGGGACCCAGCACUCCUAGCCCUGCCGUGAGGCGCACGGAGCGCCCUUGGCCCCGUGUGGCUGCAUCCUCCCAGGUGGCGUCUCCAUCUUCAGUGGUCAAGCUUGGUCACCGUACAUUUCUUUGCCCCAAAUUUGCCAAUUUUUAUAUAAAUAAAAAGGACAAAUUGCCAUUCGUA
Oryctolagus cuniculus (rabbit) is the source of this 2802-nucleotide messenger RNA. The record is from RefSeq and is a predicted model, not a curated record. Lineage: Eukaryota; Metazoa; Chordata; Mammalia; Lagomorpha; Leporidae.